Messenger RNA from Paralichthys olivaceus (Japanese flounder), 546 nucleotides. The record is from RefSeq and is a predicted model, not a curated record. Lineage: Eukaryota; Metazoa; Chordata; Actinopteri; Pleuronectiformes; Paralichthyidae.
AAAUGCGGCAGAGCUUGAUCUGACUUGUCCUGACUGCUGGAAGCAUUUUCUCCACACUCUCUCUUCUCUCUUCUGGACUUUAUUUGGGUGCUUUUCUCACGCCGCUGUGACAUGGCCAUCUCUAUCUCCCUGCAGAGUCUGGGGCUCAUCAUACUUGCAGCCAUCCUCAUCCAGACCAUCGCCGUGGCCAUCAGUUUCAUCUACUUCAACAAAGUCCUGAGCACAAUGCAGGAGAGUUUCUCCCGCAGCAGCGUUUCCUGUCUGAUAAACGCAAACCUGCACUCGGAGUUCGAAGAGUCGACGGCCGAGGACAGAAAACGCAACCCCUGCUGGCAAGUCACGCAACAGCUCCACUACCACAUAGAGAAGACAAUGGCGGACAGAUUCCAGAAAGAGAUAUCGUCCACUAUGAGAAAUAAGCUGACGGGAGCGCUGCCCAUCCUGAGCCCCGGGGUCGCUCUUCCUAAAGUCGCGGCCCAUGUGACGGGUGUAGUCUCCUCCACAGACUCUCCCAUAGCAGAGGGUGAGUGCAGGAGUCGAAUGUAA